CACACACACACACACACACGCUCCCUACAUAUUAUAAACUAUAUUUCCAACAUGUCUGACUUAAAUUCCAAGGAUUACGUGUGGAUCGCGGACAAGGCGGAAACGUUUGCCCGCGCGUGUAUUGUGCUGACGGAUGGCGACAUGGUCCGCGUGCGCAAGAUGGACUCCACAGACGAGGUGACGGUGGCUAUCGAUGCCACGGAGAAGUGUAAUCCUCCAAAUUUUGACAAAUGCGAUGAUAUGGCUGAGCUCACCCACCUCAAUGAGCCAUCGGUCGUGCACAACUUGCGUCAGCGCUACGCAGAUGACUUGAUCUACACUUACUCCGGGUUGUUUUUGGUCGCCGUCAACCCAUAUGCACCACUCGCAAUCUAUGACGAAAACUAUGUGUCCAUGUACCAUGACGGUGACCUCAAGGCGUUGAAGCCACACAUCUUUGCCAUCACCGAACGCACGUACCAGAAUGUGCGCGCAAAGCGCAAGAACCAGAGUAUCCUUGUGACGGGAGAGUCGGGUGCGGGGAAAACGGAAAACACCAAGAAAAUCAUCCAGUACCUUUCGUCUAUCACGCAUCAAGCCAAAAGUAGCAACAUUGAAGAGAAGAUUCUCCAGGCGAACCCCAUUUUAGAAAGCUUCGGGAACGCGCAGACCAUCCGCAACCACAACUCCUCGCGGUUCGGGAAGUUUAUACGUAUCGAGUUCGCAAGUGGCCAGAUUGUCGGCGCCAACAUCGACUGGUACUUGUUGGAAAAGUCACGCGUGCUCAAACAGACAGCCAAAGAGCGCAACUUCCACAUCUUUUACCAAUUCCUCAGCGGGUUGCCCAAGAACAAACGAGCCGAGCUCGGUUUGGACGGUAAAGGCGUGCGCGACUUUGCGUACUUGCGUGAUUCUAACCCCACCAUCCCCCACAUCGACGACAGGGCUGAGUUCGGCCAGUUGCUUACAUCUUUCCGCAUUAUGGGCUUCAACGACGCUGAGAUUCACGCCAUUUUCCGCACCUUGGCACUCAUCUUGCACUUGGGUAACAUCGACUUCAUGUCCAUGAAGGCAGAUCAGGCACAGUUUGCGCGCGGUGCGCCCGUGGAUCGUGUUGCUGAAAUGGCCGGCUUCCCCGCAGACGCGUUCACCACGGCAGUCUUGCGCCCCAAAGUCAAGGCAGGCAAGGAAUUUGUUACACAGUCGCGUACGCCGUUCCAGGCCCGUGCCACCAUCGAUGCCGUCGCCAAGAUGUUGUACGAGCGCAUCUUUCGCUUCAUUGUGGACAAGAUAAACGAGGAACUUGUACUAGACGAAACCAGAGCCACUGGUGAGUCCAACUUUAUCGGUGUCUUGGACAUUGCCGGCUUCGAAAUCUUCACUAAAAACUCGUUUGAGCAGUUGUGCAUUAACUACACCAACGAGCGCCUCCAGCAAUUUUUCAACCAUCAUAUGUUUAUUUUGGAGCAGAACGAGUAUCUCAAGGAGAACAUCAACUGGAAGUUCAUCGACUUCGGCAAUGACCUCCAGCCCACCAUUGACUUGAUCGACGCGCGCGGUAAGCAGCACGGCGUGAUGGCAUUGUUGGAUGAGGAAUGCAUCGUGCCGCGCGCCACGGAUCGUUCAUUUUUGGAAAAGCUCGUGAAGAACUGGGGGGAGCCAAAGAACGCGGGAAAGACCCUAACCGGGAAAUUCUCACAAAACAAGUUCAAAACUGGGUUCAUUAUCCACCACUACGCCGGAAAAGUCGACUAUGACGUGGACCAGUGGUUAGAGAAGAACAAAGACCCAGUGAGCGAAGCCAUCAUGUCGCUUUUGGGCAACUCCACUGACCCGUUCCUUGCAGCGCUCUUUCCCGCCACCCCAUCACUCUCCGGCAAGCGCAACAACAUGUUGCGCACCGUUGGGACCAAGCACAAGGAGCAGCUCGCGGAUUUGAUGGAUCAGUUGUCCAGCACCACGCCGCACUUUGUGCGCUGCAUCUUGCCUAACAACAUGAAACUGCCGAAGAAGUUUGACAAGCAGCUUGUACUCGACCAGCUCCGCUGCAAUGGUGUGUUGGAGGGAAUUCGUAUUGCUCGCUCUGGAUACCCCAAUCGUAUCUUUUUCAAGGACUUUCUUCCGCGCUACAGCAUCUUCCGGCUGCGAGCUCGUAUUGAAUAA
Molecule: messenger RNA, 2142 nt
Organism: Babjeviella inositovora NRRL Y-12698
Lineage: Eukaryota; Fungi; Ascomycota; Pichiomycetes; Serinales
Product: class II myosin motor domain-containing protein
Exons: 2
Coding region: 52-2142 (696 amino acids)
Biological process (GO): actin filament organization; vesicle transport along actin filament
Cellular component (GO): cytoplasm; actin cytoskeleton; myosin complex
Molecular function (GO): microfilament motor activity; actin filament binding; ATP binding
Source: RefSeq, a predicted model, not a curated record